This is a messenger RNA of Rhipicephalus sanguineus (brown dog tick), 468 nucleotides long. Its product is annotated as ubiquinol-cytochrome-c reductase complex assembly factor 2. The transcript has a single exon. Gene Ontology annotation, cellular component: mitochondrial matrix. The record is from RefSeq and is a predicted model, not a curated record. Lineage: Eukaryota; Metazoa; Arthropoda; Arachnida; Ixodida; Ixodidae. The coding region runs from base 67 to 468 and encodes 133 amino acids. Gene Ontology annotation, biological process: mitochondrial respiratory chain complex III assembly.
UCCAAGCUUCGACUGCUUCGACUUUCACGUCCGUGCACGCUCAAUCGCUGAUGUCCGCGUCCGCAAAUGGCUGGAGCUAACUUGUACCGCGAAUACAUGAAAAUCUGCACCGUCUGGCGCGCUGAUCCCGUGCGGAGCGGCAAAUGCCUGGGCGAGUACGUGCGGCGUAGAGUGGCCGAAGAGUUCCGCCAGAGCGAGCAGACCGUGGUGCCGGACGCCGAACUGUGCUCCCGUCGACUCGAAAGCCUGCGUGCCCUCGCCUCAGAUCGGUACGCCAAGCAGUACCCGAGGGUCUCCGUCUCGUCAGCCCUGGGGCUCACGAGGGCCGAGUGCGCCAAGGUGAUCGUCGAAAACCUGCACACCGCCGAGGGAGCCGAGCAGGAGAAGUCGCUGCUCGGAAAGCUCAAAGAGCGGCUCUCUUUCAAGACCGACAUACGGGAAUCGACGCCUGCCGAAAGCAAGAAGUGA